UGUGACUCUCUGCUGAUGGGAUGAUCUCUCUCGCCCUGGGAGUACCGCUCACCGUGGUUACUGUCAUUGGACUAUUCCUCAACGGCUACAUUCUCUUCGUCGUCAUAUUUAGCAAGGAGAUCAACACGGCCAACAACUUACUGCUGCUCCACCUAGGUUUGGUGGACUCUUUGCUCUGCUCCAUGUUCCUUGUAUUCUCUGCGCCAACGCUGCUGCGGGGAUGGACGAUGCCCUGCACGGUCCAUGGUUUUCUCUUCACGCUGCUUCAUCCUGUAGCCCUGUGGACGGUGUGCGGUCUCAAUUGUGACAGAUAUUACGCCAUCUCCGCACCACUUCACUACGGUGCCCUCGUCAGUCCGAAGAAGGUGACCAUCGGUCUUGCUGCUACAUGGGUGUUGGCUCUGCUACUCUGUAUCCCUCCUCUGUUCCGUGUGGCCCCCUACAGCUACAACACCGCCUUGGCUGUCUGCGCGCCAGACUUCACCGCGGGGGACGCCGCCUUGUGGUACUCCGCUGUCUACACCACGCUCACACUGGUGCUGCCGGCAGCUCUCAUACUAGGCUGCAACCUCAAGGUGCUGAUGAUUGCCCGUUACCACCGCCAUCGCAUUGCCAGCGCCAUAUUUGAGGUGACUCUAUCGGCCCAAGUGACCAUCACCCACCAGCGCAACCCCUUCUUCCUCCCAGGGGGGUUGACAAGCAAAUUCCGUGGCCGCAGCGCAGUCUCCACCGUGCUGCAACUGCUGGGGUCGUUCUUCGUACUCUACUUCCCCUACUACGGAGUCAUAGUUUGGGAGUCGUCUGCAAGCACCUUUCUUGCAGGAAAGGACAUCUACUACAGAUUGCAUCCUCACAUUAUUACUUUGGCUUCUACGCUGCUGACUUGCUCACCUCCUGUGAACGGCCUGUUGUAUGGGAUUAAAAGUAAAAUUUUGAGAAAGACUUUCCAGAACUACUGGAGAAAACAGAUGUCCAAAGUUGAAAUCAAUCAUGAAAUUCAAGCUAGAACACCUUCAGCAUGUGGAUCUAGAAGACCCUCACUUACACCUUUGGGGAUUCUGACUAGACCAAGUGCCACGCAUCUUCAAAGAAGACUUUCCGAAGCGUUCAUAGAUCCUAGUAGGUCGUCGCUGUCGUCUCCGAAAUCAAAGAUGACGAGAAUAUCGUCAGAGAUAUCAUGGAGACCGGUGUCAACAUCGGGGCUGGGGCUUGCAUUUGUCGGCUCUGAUGUUGAAAGUGAUAACAAUAAGAAGUCUCAGAUCCGAGCACAGCACGCGGCGAGCUUCAGCACUCUUCAAGUUCCUUCUGACGAGAGAGAGAGGCUGCGGAACGAAGACUUGAUAAAGUCGUUUAGAAUUGCAGUGGCGAGUACAAAGGAGAACGAAGAAAACAAAAGUUUGGGAGUGAUUCGUCCAGUGCUGAGAACAAGUGUUAGCAACACCAGUCUCUUUGUACAACGAGUCCUCGGUGCUGGAAAUAUUCGGUUUAACCUCGGUGAUGGCAACAGAGAUGGCAACCCGAGUGCACCACAGACAAGAAGAUCCCCUAGAAUUCUAAUCACAAGAGCAUUCUCAGAGGAAAGUGAGCCUAAAACACCAAGUUCACCGAGCACGCCGAACAGAAAGUCAGAACUGAAGAAACAUUCUAUAUCCGCAACCACUUUGAUUUGCGACAGUAAGUGGAGAAAAAGCAAAAAUAAUGUUGCAUUCCUCGACGAAAUAUGCAAUAAAGACCUUUCUUCGCCCUGUGCAAGCAGCAACUCUUCCGUGGAGGACCAGGAAGAGGAAAAACUAUUUCGACCGAACGGAAUUUUAUCUCCGGACGACGGGAACAUAAGUGACGGUGGUGACAGCAUAGUUUGGAUGAAGGAUACUACAAACGACACAUCCAGGUUGAACUGCACAACCAGCAGUGGUGACGACAGCGACAAUGCUGCCAACUAUGAUGAUAAACAUAACUACCGUGUCCUCAGGUCUUGGCCGUGUGCCAGUAACCGGAAGGUGCGCAACGUGGUAGCUUCAGGGAUCAUCUCUGACGAAGAUUCUCCUCCUCCGUCGCGAAACAGAGUUUUAAGGACGUCUUGUAGUUUUACCACAUUGCAGAACACGUCAUCCGAUGGGUCGUAGUGGUAUAAGUGGUGGUUCAAUCGUUGACUUUGGAAACUGGCAGACUUUCUUUGCAUUUUUAAAACGUGUAACUGUCUUUACGCCCAUUGUCAAACGAAUUUUAUCAUAUUUUUUUCUUGAAUGAAGGAUUAUAGAUGGAUUUAUUUAUUGACUGAAGUAGGAUACCAAAGAGUAAGAAAGAAAUUUAAAUGACAUUUUUUUCUAUAAUACGUUAGAGGCUCAAGUUGAAUAGGCCGUACACCAAUAUACUAUUUCAAUAUUUUGAAAAUAGCUGACCACAGCAUAAGAUAGCCAACUUUUUAUUUCCACAUAAAGUCUAAUGGGUCUAUUUCUGGGCCACGUUGUCAAGGCUAUAUUCGCUUAACAAUGAGCAGGUAUUUACAAUUUAUCAAAAUUUAACCUGUUUUUAGGCUAAUUGAAAUGGUUAAAGUUAUUUUUGAUUACAACUACCAAUUUUGCAGCCCAUUCGGCUGACAUUGGGCCUGAAUACAGUAACAGACAAACUUGAUGAAAGUUUGUUUUCAUUAUCCAUAGUCAAGGGUAAAAUUCAAUGUUAUGGGCUUUCGAUGUUAUCGUUGACGUUGUUGGAAAUUAUAUGGUGAUUUGUUCCUUGUUGUUUACUGAUAGAACAUUUGACAUUUAUUUUGUUGUAAUUUUAGAGUGGAUUUUAGUCAUUGUUAUUAAUAUGAUAUGUGAGUUAUAACAAAUGGUGGUGUAUCGGAGGAACUGUAAUACAUUGAUGGGGCACUUUAUAGUGAAUUGAAGUAGGCAAUUGUCAUUCAUCUUAGAUGUAAUUCAUAUAACAUUGCCGAAUUAAUGUUGUUGAAUGAGUGGUCCUGUUUGUAAUAUUUCUAUUUAUUUUUGUAAAAAAUGUAA
This is a messenger RNA of Macrosteles quadrilineatus (aster leafhopper), 3002 nucleotides long. Its product is annotated as melanopsin-like. Lineage: Eukaryota; Metazoa; Arthropoda; Insecta; Hemiptera; Cicadellidae. Gene Ontology annotation, molecular function: G protein-coupled receptor activity. The coding region runs from base 21 to 2126 and encodes 701 amino acids. Gene Ontology annotation, biological process: G protein-coupled receptor signaling pathway. The record is from RefSeq and is a predicted model, not a curated record. Gene Ontology annotation, cellular component: membrane. The transcript has 4 exons.